GAUAGCAAUUCCGCUUUAAUGAUAGUCGACAAGGAUGUAGAUGAUGAGAAACAAAUUGAAUUAGAUGAAGAAGAUAUGAGGAAUACUAAGAGAUCUAGGGAGGAAAGUUCUGAUUCUCAUGGUAGUUACAGAAAUCAUACCCCUAUCAACACCCGUAAUAAUCUUAUUUUCAAUAUGGAUGAGAAUAUGUUAGAGGAUAUUUGUUCGGUCGGAGGUGUUGAUCAUCUUGCUGAAAAUGGGCCAAGAUACCAACAAAAUCAUGAUGUCGAGAGGGAAACAAAGGCAAUUAUUGAUAACAUGGAAGCACAAACUGGAAAGUUGAUUGUCGCGAAUCAACAUGAAGCAUCUGCUAAUCAAACAAAGGGAAUCCGUAUACUUGGUCCAAUAGAAGGUCGACUACUAGUCCGGUUUUGGAAAGACUAGUUAGAGCACUUGGCAAUGGUAGGUGGUUUGAUAACUUCACAAACAACACAAUUUACCAUCUGAUUCCUUAUGUCAGUGACCAUUAUCCUAUCUUGUUAGUUAGCGAUAGAGAGUCUAGUUAAUCUAUGAAACCUUAUAGAUUCAAUAAGUGUUGGUUUCUUGAUUUGGCUUGUGUUAAUCUAGUAAGACAUAGUUAAAAUGUGGAUAUAAAUGGGUAUUAUGUUUUUAAAUUUGCUAAAUCUCUUUAUAACGU
Molecule: messenger RNA, 676 nt
Organism: Papaver somniferum (opium poppy)
Lineage: Eukaryota; Viridiplantae; Streptophyta; Magnoliopsida; Ranunculales; Papaveraceae
Exons: 2
Coding region: 19-423 (134 amino acids)
Source: RefSeq, a predicted model, not a curated record